AUCAUGCAUUUCCACCAGGCAGGAAGUUGCCAACCAGGAAGUAGAGUGAGGUUACUCAAUGCUGCUCAGCAGUAGUAAGUGCAGGAGAUGAAGGGCAGCCAGCUCUAUAGAUGUCUGUCCCUGCAGGGCAAUAAGCUCCAGCUGCUGCAGCUCCUCUUCCAGGGACACAAGGGAACAGGUCAUAGGACUUGGAGGAAAGGUUUUGUCACCUCGGCAGCACUUCCGUCUGGUUAUGAUGUGAGACAAGUGGAGAUUACACCCCUGGAGCAGAGGAAGCUCACGUUUGAUACUCACGCCUUAGUGAGGGACCUGGAGACUCACGGAUUUGAUAAAGUUCAAGCAGAGACAAUUGUAUCAGCCUUGGCAACACUGACAAAUAUCAGUAUAGACACCGUCUACCGGGAUAUGGUGACAAGAGCCCAGCAGGAGAUAACGCUGCAGCAGAUAAUGGCUCACUUGGACUCCAUCCGCAAAGACAUGGUGAUCCUGGAGAAGAGCGAGUUUGCCACGCUGAGAGCGGAGAAUGAGAAAAUGAAAAUUGAAUUAGAACAUGUGAGACUUCACCUUUUGAACGAGACCAACAGGAUCCGCGCCGAUGCCAAACUGGAUAUGAACCUUGAGAGAAGUCGUCUGACUGACAUGUUUACAGAACAAGAGAAGAAACUGAUGGAAGCCAACACUGAAUUUCAUAAAAAAAAUGCCACAACAGACACCGUCAUUUCAGAAAUCAACCAAAAGAUUGAUAUAGAUAUCGCCUCCCUAAAGACCCUGAUGGAAUCCCAUAAACUGGACACCGUCCGCUAUAUGGCAGCCUCCGUAUUUACCUGCCUGGCAAUAGCCCUGGGCUUUUAUCGUCUAUGGAAAUAGCACCCGGGGAAACCCUUUACCCUGUAAAUAAACCGUCUGUAGAAACCUCACCACUAAGCACUCGGCCAAUGAAUGGAGAGUCACGUUGCUGCCAGAUAUCCCAUGUUCUACACUUGUGCCCGGAGCAACACUCUUAUUAUAUAUAUAUUAUAUUAUAUAUGACUGAUCUGCAACCAGAUCUGUUGCUGUUUUUGAGCUACAAUUUCCAACGUCUACCGACAGCAGUGCAUCCUGGGAGUUGUAGUUGAACAAAUAUAAAGCGCACAGUUUGCAGCCUUAUGCUGACGACUCUUGAAUUUUUUGCUCUUUUAAUGUAGAACAAUUUUUGGUUGCACAGCUGGGAAUCUGUUGUUAAUGUCCCCAGGGGUAUGAAUGACAGAUUGGAGGAUGAUCAAGAAUACAAAUACA
Messenger RNA from Xenopus laevis (African clawed frog), 1275 nucleotides. RefSeq names its product coiled-coil domain-containing protein 90B, mitochondrial (gene ccdc90b.S). The transcript is spliced from 9 exons. The record is from RefSeq and is a predicted model, not a curated record. Lineage: Eukaryota; Metazoa; Chordata; Amphibia; Anura; Pipidae. Gene Ontology annotation, cellular component: mitochondrial membrane; mitochondrion. Bases 88 to 867 code for a protein of 259 amino acids.